This is a messenger RNA of Gongylonema pulchrum, 210 nucleotides long. Lineage: Eukaryota; Metazoa; Nematoda; Chromadorea; Rhabditida; Gongylonematidae. The record is from the annotation of a GenBank genome assembly.
AUGGGUCGUCAUGCGCUAAAGAUUCUGAAAGCUCACGGUUAUCUGGUUAAUGCAGCUGUGCCUGACAAAUUCACGAGGUUUUGCCAGUGGAAGAAUUUAGAACUGAAUAUGCAGCUAACAAUGAAUGAUUUCUCAGUGCAUCGGAUAAUUGGACGUGGAGGUUUUGGAGAAGUAUACGGAUGUCGCAAGGCUGACACCGGCAAAAUGUAA